This is a messenger RNA of Fundulus heteroclitus (mummichog), 3595 nucleotides long. RefSeq names its product nuclear transcription factor, X-box binding 1 (gene nfx1). Gene Ontology annotation, molecular function: zinc ion binding; RNA polymerase II transcription regulatory region sequence-specific DNA binding; DNA-binding transcription factor activity, RNA polymerase II-specific. The record is from RefSeq and is a predicted model, not a curated record. The transcript is spliced from 23 exons. NCBI's taxonomy places the organism in Eukaryota, Metazoa, Chordata, Actinopteri, Cyprinodontiformes, Fundulidae. Bases 267 to 3515 code for a protein of 1082 amino acids. Gene Ontology annotation, cellular component: nucleus. Gene Ontology annotation, biological process: negative regulation of transcription by RNA polymerase II.
AGUUCCGGUUAGCUGCGGCUAGCUUGACAGCACUCCCCCCCUUGCUAGCUUGGCUUCAGCUAGCAGGUGCCGCUAGUUGGGUACAAGUAGUGGAAAAGGAGGGAUAUAGCACAGGUUCAGAGGAGAUUCUGGUCAGUCCUAGCAGCAGGGGUCGGGUGAGACGGUGGACUCUGUCACCGAGGGCCUGGCUCGACCUGUCAGCUCCUCUGAGCUAGCCUGCAGCUAACAAACUUGUUGAGGAGAAACAGCUCGGCAGGGCAAAGUUAAUGGCCGAAGGCUCGUCAGACCCACCUGACCUCAAUCCAGAUGGUAAGUUGCAUCGCAAACAGCAGCACCACGGCUCUAGGAGAGCCCGACCCAGACCCGACAGUGACAGAAACCUGAGGGGUUACGGCUAUGAUCCCUAUCAACAAUAUGGAUACGUUCAUCAAGGGUUUGGCCAAAAUAAUUCAAACUAUGCUGAGUACAACACUUCCCCCUAUCCAGAAGAGGAUGUAGCCAGGAGAAGAGGCAGAGGAAGAGGACGGAGAGAAGGAAACAGAUGUUUGAAUGGAAAUGUUGGGGGUUCUGGCAACUGGCAGCAAAAGCCCGGUAGAGACUUGGGUCCUUUUGGUGCAGGCACCAGAUAUGCUGGUUCCGUGGACGGACCUGAUGCGCCGACCUGGAGGAGAGAAAGUGGGAACAGGGGUUUGCAGCAAGCCAAUAAAGAUCAGGAGACUCAAGUGAAAAAACCAAGAAACGCUGGGCAGGAGCAGAGGAAAGGAGAAGAACAUGAGAAAAGUGAUCAUGCUUCCUUAUCGGAUCAAAGAUCUCAUGGUACCAAAGAAGAAAAGACACAUACAGAAAACACCAAAAGAGCUCCACAGAGCAGGCAAGGUGGCAGAGCUGAACCCUACGAUCAAAAACAGUGGAAAAAUGAUGACGGGAAGCGACGACAAGGGCCCAUCAAGCCUCCAAAACCAUCAUCUUACGAGGAGGUGAGCUCGAAGAGAGGGCCCGCUGUCCAGGAUGGUUCUGAACAGGUCAGAGCAUCUCAGGAUCCUCCUUACAAUACUGGAAAAGUCUCUGGGCCACAAAAACCUUUUCAGGGAAGAGGAGGGAAAAGGACAAGCCACCAGAACAUCAACUCGGGUCAGAGGAGCUCGGACAAAAUGCCCAAAAGUAAAGAGACGCAAACAGGGUGCCUGAUUGAACAGCUGUCCGAGGAGAAGUACGAGUGCAUGGUGUGCUGCGACGUCAUCCGGGUCAUGGCCCCGGUGUGGAGCUGCCAGAGCUGCUUCCACGUCUUCCAUCUGAACUGCAUCAAGAAGUGGGCCCGAUCCCCGGCCUCGCAGGCAGACGAUUCAUCUGAAGGCUGGCGUUGUCCUGCCUGCCAGAAUGUCUCGCUGAAACACCCGAGCGCCUACGUCUGCUUCUGUGGCAAAGUGACGAACCCCGAGUGGCAGCGCAGCGAGAUUCCCCACAGCUGUGGUGACAUGUGUGGGAAGAAGAGGAGCGGCGUGGACUGCAACCACCCCUGUAACAUCUUAUGCCAUCCUGGACCUUGUCCUUCGUGUCCCGCGUUUGUCACCAAAUCCUGCGUCUGUGGGAACACGAGUCAGCCAAUGCGCUGCGGCCAGGCCACAGUCCUCCGGUGUGAAAAGGUCUGCGGGGCUUUACUCAACUGUGGCGAGCACACCUGCGCACAGGUGUGCCACAGCGGGGCGUGUCAGCCCUGCCAGCUGCAGAUUCAGCAGGUCUGUUACUGUGGCGUGACGACCCGCGCCGUCCCGUGCGGCACUGACAAAGACGGAUUUGACGGCUCGGGGCAUUUCUCCUGUCAGAACGUUUGCUCCAGGACGUUGAACUGUGACGCUCACCGGUGCCAGCAGGUGUGUCACCGCGGGCCGUGCCAGCCGUGCCCGCGCUCUCCGAGCCGCGUCAAGACGUGUCCCUGUGGUCAGACCCCGCUGGCCAAACUCCUGGAGCUGGGCUACUCUGAGCGACGGAGCUGCUCCGAUCCCAUCCCGUCCUGCGGGAAGACGUGCAACAAGCCUCUGCCCUGUGGCUCCAACGACACCAUCCAUUUGUGUCAGAAUUUGUGCCAUGAAGGGAGCUGCGGGCCCUGCUCUCUGACCUCAACUAUCAGAUGCCGCUGUGGCUCCAAGACCAAGGAGGUUCCAUGUGCGAAUAUUCAAAACGAAGAGGAGCUCGUCUUCAGGUGUGAGAAACGAUGCAGCAAGAAGCGCUCCUGUGGUCGGCACAAGUGUGGAGAGCUUUGUUGUGUGGCUGUGGAGCACAGGUGUCCCAUGAUCUGCGGCUACAAGCUGAACUGUGGCCUCCACCGCUGCCAGGAGCCGUGCCACAAAGGGAACUGUGAGCCCUGCUGGCAGUCCAGUUUUGACGAGCUGACGUGUCACUGCGGCGCCUCGGUUUUAUACCCCCCUGUUCCCUGUGGCACGAAGCCACCGGAGUGCAAGAACCUGUGCUUGAGAAGGCACGAGUGUGACCAUCCAGUCUUUCACAACUGCCACAGCGAGGACAAAUGUCCGCCUUGCACGUACCUCACUCAGAAAUGGUGCAUGGGAAACCACGAGCAACGCAGCAACAUCCCGUGCCACCUGCAAGACAUUUCCUGCGGCCUGACGUGUAACAAGACGCUGCCGUGCGAAAUGCACCGCUGCAAACGGCUCUGCCACCGCGGAGACUGCCUGCCGGAGGCCGGCUGCCAGCAGCCGUGCACGCUGCCCCGCGCAGACUGCGGCCACCCGUGCAACGCGCCCUGCCACAGAGGUGGCAGCUGCCCGCGCAGCACCUGCACCGCCAAGGUGGCGCUGCAGUGUGACUGUGGUCGGAGAAAGGAAAGCGUUGCCUGCACAGAAGCUGCCAAUUCUUAUCAGAGGUACGCAGCCAUCGCCAUGGCCAGCAAGCUCUCUGACAUGCAGCUCGGGGACUCCAUGGACAUCGGCCCGCUCCUCACCAAGAAGGAGCUGAAGCAGACGAGGCUCGAGUGUGACCAAGAAUGCGCCACUUUGGAGAGAAACAGACGUCUGGCCGAGGCGUUGCAGAUCGAUUCCUCCUCAGACCCCUUCAACGUUCGCUCCACCUCCGUCUACAGCGACAGCCUCAAAGAGGACGCCAGAAAGGACCUGAAGUUUCUCUCUGAAGUGGAGGAAGAGAUCAAGAAUCUGGUGGAGCUCGCCAAUAAGGGCAAACAGCCGAAGAGGAGCCACUGCUUCCCGCCGAUGAACAGGGAGCACCGGAAGAUCAUCCACGAGCUGGCCGAGGUCUACGGCGUGGAGAGCGUGAGCUACGACAGCGAGCCCAAACGCAACGUGGUCAUCACGGCGCUCAAAGGGAAGUCCGCCUGUCCAAACUCAACGCUGACGGCGGUGAUGGAGAGGGAGACGACCGCGAGGGCUCCUCCUCCCAUCGCUCACAUCAAACAGCAAAGCAACAAGGCCGUGGGAGGAAGCACCUGGUCAAAGAUGGUUAAAGAGGAGCCUGUGAUAGAUUAUUUUGACGUUCAGGACUGAGGAGGCAUGAAGAGGAAAACCUUCAGGAUCUGCUUGUUGACUUCAGUUUUCAUCCGACGAAAAAACAAUCCGAGACGUUU